UGGAAAUUCAUAGAGGCAGCACAUCUAGGGUUUCGCUUCUUAAAGAGAAUAACUAGAGCUUUUGUUCUAUCUUUUACUCCGACGCUGUCUUCUCCAAACUCGAAGCGACAAUGCCGAAGCAAAUACACGAGAUCAAGGACUUCCUUCUGACGGCGAGGAGGAAGGAUGCUAGGUCUGUAAAGAUCAAGAGAAGCAAGGACAUUGUCAAGUUCAAGGUCAGGUGCUCCAAGUACCUCUACACACUUUGCGUUUUCGACCAAGAGAAGGCUGAUAAGCUCAAGCAGUCGCUUCCUCCAGGUUUGAGUGUUCAAGACCUUUGAACAUCUCUUCGAGUCUGAGAUAUCCGACCUGCGUUGAACCGGAGAUAGUAGUUUUUGAGUUAUUCUCUUUUGUUUUCAAGACUUGGAUUUGUAUUUUGCUGUAUGCUAUCCAUGUGGUUAGUAGCAUGUUUUAUUUAGAACAAAGCAUUCACAUCAAUUUACAUGAUUUUAUUUUCAAUGCA
Molecule: messenger RNA, 502 nt
Organism: Raphanus sativus (radish)
Lineage: Eukaryota; Viridiplantae; Streptophyta; Magnoliopsida; Brassicales; Brassicaceae
Product: 60S ribosomal protein L38
Exons: 3
Coding region: 111-320 (69 amino acids)
Biological process (GO): protein-RNA complex assembly; translation
Cellular component (GO): cytosolic large ribosomal subunit; ribosome
Molecular function (GO): structural constituent of ribosome
Source: RefSeq, a predicted model, not a curated record